This is a messenger RNA of Racocetra fulgida, 138 nucleotides long. The record is from the annotation of a GenBank genome assembly. Lineage: Eukaryota; Fungi; Glomeromycota; Glomeromycetes; Diversisporales; Gigasporaceae.
AUGGAAACUGAAGAUUAUAUUGGUGAAUUGGCAAAUGAUUUUGAAUUAAUAGAUCUUACUAACAAAGAACAUGCUUGGGUUGAAACAGAAGAUAUUGAUAAUAUCUAUAGUGAAGAAACUACGGUUAAAAAUGAUUGG